AUGAAAAUGAGGACUCGGUUGCAGUCGGACGCGUCCAUGACGUCGUGGUCCCCAUGUUCGACGCGUUCGCUGUCGCCCGCCAGAUCGCCGGUGUCGCUGCGGGGAUCCUGGGCCUACGAUGUCGUCUGUUUGCCAGCUCAUUUAGAAAGGAACGUCAAAAUCAAUAAGGGAGCGUUGACGUUAGGUUUUGUGCUCGAUGCUAACAAAGACAAGGGAGUGAAUGGAGCAGUGGUGAAGAGUAUUUGUAGCAAGAAAGCUAUUGGUGUGGACGGAAGGAUACAGGUUGGUGACUAUAUUGUGCGAAUCAACCAAGAAAAUCUACGGAAUGCGACAUCAUCGCAAGUCAGAGCAAUCCUCCGGCGCACCAAUUUGAUUGGUACUCAGUGCAACGUCACCUACAUCACUGCAGCUGAUGCGAGGGUUUGGAAAGAACGAUUUUAUCGCGAGAACGAGACCGAGUCCCCAGUUGUCAACCGCUUAUCACCCAAAGUAUUUCCUAAAUUCUAUCGAAGUCCUUACGUGUCGCGGAAGGAAUCCUUACGAGAUACGGACGACAUUGAACCGCUUUCUGAUAUGUCAGAAAUUGCCAAUGUUCAGUCGCCGUCCGAGAUAUUCAAGAUAGAAAUGAAAGAAACGAAAGAUCAUAACAAAACACCUCUAGACCCAAGUGUCCUGGACAGUUUCGUGCUUCAGAUUAUUCAGGUACAAUAA
Messenger RNA from Angiostrongylus costaricensis, 711 nucleotides. Lineage: Eukaryota; Metazoa; Nematoda; Chromadorea; Rhabditida; Metastrongylidae. The record is from the annotation of a GenBank genome assembly.